This is a messenger RNA of Elgaria multicarinata webbii, 1373 nucleotides long. It is a transcript of the gene TTC1, whose product is annotated as tetratricopeptide repeat domain 1. Gene Ontology annotation, molecular function: protein binding. The record is from RefSeq and is a predicted model, not a curated record. Lineage: Eukaryota; Metazoa; Chordata; Lepidosauria; Squamata; Anguidae. The coding region runs from base 117 to 977 and encodes 286 amino acids. The transcript has 8 exons.
UGGUUGAGGUAAAGCGGACUAGAGACGGAGCCUGAUUCGGGCGUGAGCGCGGGCCUCUUCGCCUGAGAGAGUGAACGGGGAAGAGGAAUCGGGAUAAUCAUCUUAGGAGGCUCAACAUGGAGUCUGAAGAUGAUGUUUCUCCUGGAAAAAUACUUGAGGGUUUGAAACUCUCUGAGGAACAAAAGAAUCCUUCAGAAUUUGGCUGCAAUAGUGCAUGUACCCCAAAAAUUACCAAAGAAGAGGCGAAUCAGUUGCCUGACUCUGUCAAGGAAGAUGAUGAGCUCUUCCAUGACUGUAAUGACUCCUUUGAAUUGGGAGGGGCAGAAGAGAAUCACAAUAGCGAGGUUGAUCCUUCAGCAAGUCCAGCAGAACCAGAUGAAAAAGAAUUAUUAGAACUGGAGAAAAACAUGCCAGAGGAAGAAAAACAGAAGAGACAAAACGAGAGCAUAAAAUUAAAAGAAGAAGGGAAUGAACAAUUUAAGAAAGGAGAGUAUAAAGAAGCUGAAGAUUCUUAUGCAAAAGCCCUGCAGGUUUGUCCAGCCUGUUGUAGCACAGACAGAUCCAUUUUGUAUUCCAACAGAGCUGCAGCAAGAAUGAAACAGGACAAAAAAGAAACUGCCAUAAGUGACUGCAGCAAAGCCCUAGAAUUAAAUCCAAACUAUAUGAAGGCACUAUUGAGGAGAGCGGAACUGUAUGAAAAAACAGAAAAGCUAGAUGAAGCCUUGGAGGACUACAAAAAUUUAUUGGAAAAAGAUCCAUCAAUACAUCAAGCAAGAGAAGCAUGUAUGCGACUGCCAAAACAAAUAGAAGAACGUAAUGAAAAACUUAAGGACGAGAUGUUAGGAAAACUGAAAGAUCUUGGGAAUUUGGUGCUCCGCCCUUUUGGCCUCUCAACAGAGAACUUCCAGGUGAAACAGGAUUCAUCAACUGGGUCAUACUCAAUCAACUUUGUUCAAAAUCCAAACAACAACCGAUAACAUAAGCUCAAUCCGCUUCUGAAAAAAGAAAUUGGCUUUGAAGCUUAGUGGUGGUGUGUUUUCAAUAAAUGCAAAAGGGAUGAAUAAACAUCUAAUGUACAAUGUAUCUACAUGUAAAGAUAUUUGAACGUCGUCCUAUGCAUUUUUCUUCUGUGGGGUACUUUUAACAGGUAUGAGCAAUAGAGGAAAGUAAUCUGGCUUCUGUAGUGAUAUUUGAUGCACUUUAUCUGGGCUCUCUGAAUCCUCCAAUUGGCAAAAAAGGGAGUGCUCCCAUACCUGUAAUCAAAGUGCUGCCAUUUUGUGUUUUGUGAAGUUUGCAAAUGUGUGUGUGAAUGAGAAGGCAUCUCUCUAUUGCGAGAGAAUACUUUUAUCAAGUGUAAUAAAACAUUGAUGGUA